Trichoderma citrinoviride is the source of this 1983-nucleotide messenger RNA. RefSeq lists its product as hypothetical. Gene Ontology annotation, biological process: DNA-templated transcription; regulation of transcription by RNA polymerase II. NCBI's taxonomy places the organism in Eukaryota, Fungi, Ascomycota, Sordariomycetes, Hypocreales, Hypocreaceae. Gene Ontology annotation, cellular component: chromatin. The transcript is spliced from 2 exons. The coding region runs from base 1 to 1983 and encodes 660 amino acids. The record is from RefSeq and is a predicted model, not a curated record. Gene Ontology annotation, molecular function: RNA polymerase II cis-regulatory region sequence-specific DNA binding; zinc ion binding; DNA-binding transcription factor activity, RNA polymerase II-specific.
AUGCGGCAUAGGACCAGCUUCUACACGACCGAUCCGUCGGCGCUGCCAGAGCCGUCGGGCAUGGUGGGCUUUGGCGCGGUCGGAUAUCCCUCCGACGACUCCCUGACGCAGGGCAACUUUGCCGCAUGGCUCUUUGACCCCCAGACCACGUACAACGACUUUAGCAUGGCCAGUCUUCCGUUCCUCGAGGGCGGCCUGGAAUCGACCUUCAACAACAACAUCCACUACGACUACGAAUCGCUCACCAGCCUGUCGCCCAUGGACCAGCCGCACCGGCUGUCCGAGACCUCGUCCGACGACUGGAUCACCGAAUCACGGCGCCAGGAGCUGCUUCACUGGUUCCAGACAUUCCGAAAGAAGCAGCCGAGAUAUGAGCCGCUGAUGCCGAACCUGGUCCUGGAAAGCGGCGGGGACAUGCCGGCGCUGAACCUCGACAUGAUGCGGGACUGUCUCAAGGAGUUCUGGGACAGUGUCUCGCCUCGGCUGCCCAUCAUCCACCAACACACCUUUUCUCCGAACCGAUGCCCCGUGCUGCUCCUCCUCGUCAUGCUGUCUCUCGGCGCCGCAUCGCUGCGCAGCCGUGACGUGUCGGGGCAGCUCUCCGAGUAUGGCGCAUUUGCCGACGUCAUCAUCUCCUGCGUGAGAUGGGAGAUUCUGACCUCUGACGACUCGGCGCCGCCCGCCAGUCUCUGGGUCUUGCAGGCCCUCCUGCUUCUGGAAUUCUACGAGAAGCUGUACUCUUCCCGGAAGCUGCACGAACGGGCGCACAUCUACCACCCUGCGUUCUUGACGCUGCUCAGGCGCGGCAGUCCGCUGAUUGGCAGGACCGGCAGCGAGUCUCCCCCCGAGCCGGACACCCUCGGCCCCGAUCGCCAGACGCCCAACAUGGCGCUGGACUCGCGGACGUGGUGGGCUCGCUGGGCCGAGACGGAGUCGAUGCACCGCGUGGUGUUUGCGGCGUUUAUGCUCGACGUGAUCCACGCCGCCAUGUUCGGGCACGCGGCCGACAUGGCGCCGCACGAGAUCCGGCUGCCGCUGCCGUGCGACGACAACCUGUGGGCGGCCAACAGCCCCGACGUGGUGCGGCAGCUGGACGCCAACUUCCGCAUGUACGGGGUGAAGCAGGUGUCGUUCCUGGACGGGCUCAAGAGCGCGCUGCACGGCAAGGAGGUCAAGACGCACUCGUUUGGGCGCAUGAUUAUCAUCUCGGGCCUGCUGAGCGUGGGCUGGCACCUGAACCACCGCGAGACGCACCUCAAGUGGCUCGACAUCCACACGCCGGCCAUGGAGACGCAGGACAGCUGGCGCAAGAUGCUGCUGCGGGCCUUUGACAGCUGGAAGGGCAGCUUCGACGUGGCCAUGUCCGACUCCAUCUCGGACGCGCCGGGCCACCGCGGGAUCCCCAACGGGCCCAUCAACAGCGCGUCCGUGCUGUACCACCUGGCGCACAUCAGCCUGCACGCCGACAUCGUCGACUGCCAGGUGUACGCGGGCGCCAAGCGGCUGCUGGGCCGCAAGGUGUCGUCGCGCGACUACGCCAACGCCAUCAAGCGCAUGAGCGCGUGGUCCGGCAUGGCGUCGACGCGGCACGCCAUCCUGCACGCCUUCAGGCUGCUGCACCGCUACUCGGUGCGCAACGAGCCCGACCCGCACCGGCCCUGGAUCAUGUACUACGCCGUGCUGGCCAUCUGGGCCUUUGUCCAGGCGCUCGGGCGGCCGCCGGGCAAGGGCUUCCCCCUGCCGACGUCCCAGCUGGGGCAGAGCAGCUACGCGCGCAUGGUCGAGUACGUGUCGGGCGUGGCGGCGCUGCCGGAGCUCGACGAGCGGGCGUCGGCGGCGCUGCACGAGGGCCUGCCCGACCUGCUGGACGUCAUGGUGGACAUUCUCGAGGAGGCGGACACGGAGCUGCUGGUGGAGGCGCGCGAGCGGUUGAAGGUGUGCAAGGAGAUGCUCUUGGGGGGGAUACCACGGCCGGGGAUUUGA